Messenger RNA from Sorex fumeus (smoky shrew), 864 nucleotides. RefSeq names its product mesoderm posterior bHLH transcription factor 2 (gene MESP2). Lineage: Eukaryota; Metazoa; Chordata; Mammalia; Eulipotyphla; Soricidae. Gene Ontology annotation, molecular function: RNA polymerase II cis-regulatory region sequence-specific DNA binding; protein dimerization activity; DNA-binding transcription factor activity, RNA polymerase II-specific. Gene Ontology annotation, cellular component: nucleus. The transcript is spliced from 3 exons. Gene Ontology annotation, biological process: heart morphogenesis; regulation of transcription by RNA polymerase II; somite rostral/caudal axis specification. The record is from RefSeq and is a predicted model, not a curated record. Bases 1 to 864 code for a protein of 287 amino acids.
AUGGCCCAGUCGCCCCUCCGCCGGGACCCCUGGGCGCUCCCGCCGGGCUGGAGCUGGGCCGGCCACGCCGACUCCGCGUCCCCCGCCUCCUCGUCCUCCGAGUCGUCGGGCUCGUCGUGCCCCCGCGCCCCGGCGGCCCCGGGCCGAGCGCGCCCCGCGCCCCGCGGCGGCCAGAGGCGCAGCGCCAGCGAGCGCGAGAAGCUGCGCAUGCGCACGCUGGCCCGCGCGCUGCUCCGGCUGCGCCGCUUCUUGCCGCCGUCCGUGGCGCCCGCCGGCCGGAGCCUCACCAAGAUCGAGACGCUGCGCCUGGCCAUCCGCUACAUCGGCCACCUGUCGGCCCUGCUGGGCCUGGGCGACUGUCCGGCCGCCGGCCCGCGGGCCCUGGCGCGCCCCCAAGGUCCGGGAUGCGGGGCGCCCGACGCGAAUCCCUGGGUGACGCCCCCGUACGGCCCCGCGGUGCGGUCGCCCCCACACCUGCCCCGCGACACCGCCCUUUGGACACUGCCCCAAGCGUGCGCGGGGACGCGGCCCUCCCCUGAGCCCGGGAACCAGGCCGUCCCCUGGACGCCACCCCCCGCGUCCCUGGAACUGGCCUCCACGUACCAGGAUAUUCCUGUUUCUCUGGAGCUCUCUCUGCUGCCCGAAACGUCUCCCCUGCGGCCCCGAAUGGCAUGCCAGAGCUUCGAGGAGGUCCCACCCGAGUGGCACUGCUGGGACCCCAGAGCUGAAGUGGACCAGGGACCUGGCCCCACCUUCCUGCUUGGGGACCAAAGCCAGCCCCAGAGCUCCGGCCUGCUACUCAGUGGCCGCCCUGAACUUUGGCCAGAAGAUUUGGAGGGGACCCAACUGGGCAUCUUCUACUGA